This is a messenger RNA of Xenopus laevis (African clawed frog), 1864 nucleotides long. Its product is annotated as pulmonary surfactant-associated protein D. Lineage: Eukaryota; Metazoa; Chordata; Amphibia; Anura; Pipidae. The record is from RefSeq and is a predicted model, not a curated record. Bases 955 to 1710 code for a protein of 251 amino acids. The transcript is spliced from 5 exons.
UGUUUUGAUGGUGGGAGAUUAUAUAAUAUAGGAAGCGUAUACUGGUUUUAUUCUUAAUAGGCCUGAACAAUUAUUUAAUAUAUUAUAAAUAUCAUUUGUUAUCAAUUCCCACCAACAGUGGCACCUGUGGGCAACAGAAAGCAAAACUGCCUUAAACAAUUAAAUUGCACCCACAUGCAAAAUCCCAAAUCUACAUCCAGUACCUUUUUUAGGCAUAAACAACAUCAAGUAAAGACAAGGUGCAGUUCAUAUACCAAAACAAGACUAAGGGUAGUAUAAUAUAUUAUCUGAAAGGUUAAUAUUUAAGUGUUGGGUCUGAAUGCAGCACUGCUCACUCUCUUUGGUUGCUGCAAAUAAAUAUAAAUACACCAGAUUAGAGAUGCAAGUAUGGGCAGAGGAAACAUGAGGUAUAGGUUGGUGUCAUGGGCCCCACUAAAAUGUCUUUGAUUUCAUGAAAGCCCUUAGUGAAAUAAAUGAUACUAACCCAGCAUUCUAAUUAGUCAUUAAAAAUUGCUGCAAUGAUGGUGGAGAUGGUGAUGAAGGAAAUAAUUUUAUUUUAUAUGCACAUUUAAAAAAAUAGGUGCACCCUUUUUAAUAGUUUCAUAAAUACACAACCUUUGUUAUAGACUGAAGGGAAAUGAAUUAGCUUGCCAAAAUAAAAAAAAUAUAAUUCAAAGAAAUAUAUAUAUAUAUAUAUAUAUAUAUUAUGUUACUGCCAAUGUUACUAAGAAGCCUAAUUAGUUAUUGUCAAAAGACUUAAAGAGAAUUAACCAAAUAAGACUACACAAUCACCCUGACCUUAUCACGUUUGUUUGCUGCACUUGGUGUGUAUAUAUAUAUUUCCGAAAUUCAGCUGCUCAAUAGAAGGUUUAUUUGGAUGGGACAGAAUAGCCAAGUCUAAUAAUUUCAUAGCUAUCCACUUUUGUUAGCAGACAAAGGUGAGAAGUUUGCAAGAUGUCCUUUCUCCAUACUUUCACUCUUUUUUGUGGUGUAUCAAUAAUAUCAAUCAAUGCCCAGAUGAGUAAGGAUCCCGCAUGCGCUCUCAUUUCAUGUGCAUCCACGGGAAAAGAGGGACCUCCAGGCAAAAAUGGAUUGCCAGGAGCUAAAGGAGAGAAAGGAGAGCGAGGACUGCAAGGACUAAGAGGUCCAGAGGGGCUACAAGGAACUCCGGGGCUAAUGGGGCCAAAAGGAGAACAGGGUCCACCAGGUCCAAAGGGUGACCGAGGAGAAAGUUCUGCUUCAGCAGUGGAAGCUGUUAAAAUCCAAAUAUCCUCACUAGAUGGACGGCUGAGUUCAUUGCAGUCUAGACUUGACACUCAGAGGAAAGCUUUUCUCUUUGCAAGCGGAACACGUAUUGGGAACACAUUUUAUGUGACGAAUAAACAAGAAGGAAAUUAUUUUGAAGGAAAAACUAUGUGCAACAAGGCUGGUGGUCAACUGCCUUCCCCAAAGAAUGCUGCUGAGAAUGAAGCUCUCGCUGUAUUAUCUGCACGCUACAAGAAGCAAUUUUUCUUAGGUAUAAAUGAUUUACAAUCAGAAGCCUUUUUUCUGUACCCAGACGGCACAACAAUUGGCUACGCUAACUGGGAGGCACGUGAACCCAAUAAUGACAAAGGUGUAGAAGACUGUGUUGAAAUGUAUAACACUGGAAAAUGGAAUGACAAAAGUUGUCAGGAGAUCCGUCUUAUUGUAUGUGAAUUUUCAUCCUAACUGAUGAACACACUGCAAAUUAUGCUAAUAAAAUGUAUCUAGCACUUGGUAGUACUUGGCAUCUUAUUGUUAAAAAUGUAAAUUAUCAAAUCUAGCAUUUAGGAAUACAAAUUUCUCUAACCAAAAUAAAUAAAGAAAACAGAUUUUAAAUGUA